GGAGCUGACUUACAACCGGACACUUCUCCACCGGGCCCAUUGCGCAUUACAGCAGAGGACAACGCUAAAACUGUAAACAACCCUUGCAAGUGCCCGUGUAAAUAGGUUAUCACAGGCAGUUCUGUCUGCAUCUCAAACCACGAGUGUUUGGAGCCUUUAUCUCCCUGUAGCCUGAGGUGGCCCAACUCUGUCUGAAAGCUCAAGGUGUCAUCUCCCUCCAGCAUGACGGUUGCUACAGGCGACCCUGUGGAUGAGGCAGCAGCACAUCCAGGCCAGCCACAUGAUCAUUAUGACCCAGAGCCGGACCAUGAGUGCUGCGAGAGGGUGGUCAUCAACAUCUCGGGCUUACGCUUCGAGACCCAGCUCAAGACCCUCUCCCAGUUCCCAGAGACCCUGCUGGGCGACCCCAAGAAAAGGAUGAGGUAUUUUGAUCCUCUCAGGAACGAGUAUUUUUUUGACAGGAAUCGGCCAAGUUUCGAUGCUAUUCUGUAUUACUACCAGUCAGGUGGGAGACUGCGCCGGCCCGUUAAUGUGACCCUGGACAUUUUUUCUGAGGAGAUAAGGUUCUAUGAACUAGGUGAGGAGGCUAUAGAAAUCUUCAGGGAAGAUGAAGGCUUCAUAAAGGAAGAGGAGCGGCCUUUGCCAGAAAAUGAGUUUCAGAGACAAGUGUGGUUGCUCUUUGAAUACCCGGAGAGUUCAGGUCCUGCUCGUAUCAUUGCCAUCAUCUCUGUCAUGGUGAUUCUUAUUUCUAUUGUCAGCUUCUGUCUGGAGACACUGCCAAUCUUUCGAAAUGAUGAAGAGGAGAUGUACAAUUAUUACCCAACCAUGUCCAACUCCACCUCUACCACUUACACCUCUACAUAUUUUACUGAUCCCUUCUUCAUCUUGGAGACCCUGUGCAUCAUCUGGUUCUCUUUUGAGUUCCUUGUCCGAUUCUUUGCAUGUCCCAGUAAAGCUGGAUUUUUUGGCAACAUCAUGAACAUCAUUGACAUUGUGGCUAUCAUCCCCUACUUCAUCACCCUGGGCACAGAGCUGGCAGAGAGGCCAGAGGACGGCCAAGCAGGCCAGCAGGCCAUGUCUUUGGCCAUUCUCCGUGUCAUCCGUUUAGUCAGAGUGUUUCGUAUCUUCAAACUCUCACGUCACUCCAAAGGGCUUCAGAUUCUGGGACAGACUCUGAAGGCCAGUAUGCGUGAGCUGGGCUUGCUCAUCUUCUUCCUGUUCAUUGGUGUCAUCCUCUUCUCCAGUGCUGUCUACUUUGCUGAGGCAGAUGAACCAGAUUCGCAGUUUAGCAGCAUUCCUGAGGCCUUUUGGUGGGCAGUGGUUUCCAUGACCACCGUGGGGUACGGCGAUAUGGUCCCCACCACCAUCGGGGGAAAGAUUGUGGGAUCUCUGUGUGCCAUUGCCGGUGUGCUUACCAUUGCCCUGCCUGUACCUGUCAUUGUGUCCAACUUCAACUACUUCUAUCACAGAGAGACGGAGGGUGAGGAACAGGCACAGUAUCUGAACGUCCCCAGUGUGCCUAAAGCUAACUCAGCGGAGGAUCUGAAGAAGAGUGGUCGGAGCGGCAGUGGAUCCACUCUCAGUAAAUCUGACUACAUGGAGAUCCAGGAGGCGGGGAACCAUAGCACUGAGGAUUUUCGGCCUGAGAGCAUGAAAACAGGCAACUGCACCCUGGCCAACACUAACUAUGUAAACAUCACCAAGAUGCGUACAGAUGUAUAACCUGAGUGCAGCUGUCAACAUCAGAUGGAAUGUAAAAGGUCUAUAACGGGGGGAUACAAGAAUGACUCCCUGUGUUGACCAACAUAUGGGGCCGAGUGUGGGAGUCCAGAGCAGAUAAGUAAGAUUGACUGGGAGAAAAGUUCAGUAGAGAGAACUUCAUAAUCUCCCAUUUCAUAUGGACCUAUUAACACCAAUAAGAACUGCCAUCCUAUCUUAUUUGGGACAUUUUCAGUGUCUGCAUGGAGUUAGUCUUACCUGUGUGACUGUUACGUAGAUGUCCUGCUCACAACAGUAGCCAAAUAGUAGCCUAACCAGUAAUAAUCAACAUUAACAGCAUAAAGGGAUUACUAAUUGCUACCUUCCUGCUCUAACUGCCCUUUGGAAAAAGUUGCACGCUAAUAAUUUUGAAUCAGCAUUAGUUUCAUUUUUAAAUGUAACUGUACCCUCAUUUACUAACUUAAAAGUGAUGAAAAACAGACCACAAUAUUAUCAGCACUCAGGAGCGACUUUAAUCUAGUGCUCCAACUGCCAACGUUCUGACUCAGAGAAAUCAAAGCAGCAUCACAGAGAUCACAUCUGUCCUGUGAGAAGAAAACUGAAAGGGGCUGUUGUCUGAUUUCAGUCAGAUAUUGUCCUGCUGCCGUCUUGGCCAGACAAAAGUGCCCCAUUUGAAGGACCCAGCUACACUAACAUUCCUCCCUUGCCCCUCACUGGACAGGCUAGUGGCCUCUCUGACGGCCAGUAGAAAGGUGAAAGUGCUGCAAUUCCAAACUACAAUAGCACAACACCUUUUUCUCUUAAUGAACUUCAAGUUGAUCUAAGUACAAACUGUCCAAGUCGCUGCCUUUGUCAUGCUUAGCACAUGCAGGGCUAGCAGGUGGAUGGAGGGAAGAUCUCUCUUAACAGAGUGAGUGGCUUGUUUAUUUAGGUGCAGUGUGUACAUUUUAUCUGUUAUUGGUCUAAAUGUGCAUUUUGCAGCUUUCUUGGGGUUGCGUGCCUACAUUUGUUAGUGGUUACAACACCUGAUGUGAGGAUGGUGAUGCUGAAUAUCAUCUCUGUAGGUUUGUGGGUGAGUGCCUAUUCCUCUAUCCUCUUCACAAUACCCUCAAGUGUCUCUGUAGCCCCCACCCAGGCCCACUCUGACAGUGAUACACUGUGAACACUGUUAAAGUCACAACACUGCCCAGCAAACACUGUCCUUUUUUCUACUUCAUAGCAUUCCAUGUUUGUAGUAAUAGAUAAAUGGAGAUUGAGAAUUAUACAAGGGUGAGAAUUUAGUUUGUUGGUUUUGUCAGCAGCUAGUUUCACAGAGUUUAAUGUUUAUGUAUGCAAUGUUCACUAGUUUGAUAUAGAGUUAAUUAAAGCUUAUAGUGUAUUAACCCUAAAAUGUUAAAAUUGCAGACCUCUCCUCUCUUUGGAAGAGACAAGCACUAACCCAGAAUCAGUAUGUAAGCUCCACUGGGCAACUGAAAUUAAUUUAUGAGGCCUCUCCAGCUAUUCUAUCGUACCAGCAAUGGCAGCUUUGCAUUUUCCAAUCUGACCUGUUAAUUGGAAAGAAGCAACAAUAACAUUUCACGUUAGGCUUGUGUAAAAGCUUGCUUGUGACAUCCAAAAGCUUCUUAGCAAUUCUGUUUAAGUUAAUUGCUCUUCAGUAAUCAAAUUGGUAAAGAACAAAUUAUACAGCCCUACCAAUCAUUGUUAUUUGGCCAUUUCAGCCCAUGUAUUUCUGCCCUUAAGCAACAAAUCAAAAUUAUUAAGUGUUGCCUGUCUUGGGAACAAGUUAAUGACAAAAAAUUCAUCUAUGAAUAUUUAUAAAAUCAUUUACAGAGUUACGCAAGUGCUGCUUGCUCAAUUAUCAGGUCAUCGAAGACAACUUUACUGUCACAUGAUCUCUUUUUGAAUUGUAAAAGAGAUUAUUUUUUGUCUCAAGUGUUCCACAAUUAUUUUAUACCUAUCCUGCUUGAAGAGUGAUUUCUUUGGUGCACUUUGACCACAGUGUAAUGCAGGACAAAAUGCGGGGGGACCUGUAUAGGCUAUGCUUCCUUCAUCAGCUUUUUAUCAAUGGUACUAUUCUAUAGCUGCAUGACCUAUGAAAUAUUAAUUGUAGCAUGCAUAUGUUAUAAUUAAUACUUAAAAAAGCAAAAUUCAGUUGAAUAUAUUCCUGUAUCUAUAUUUUUCUUGGUGAGAUACUGGCGAUAUGUGCAAUAUAUGAAAGACAAGUCAUAUAACGUUUGACAAAUAGUAUGCAUUCUCUGAACUAUGUUCUUAGAAAUACUGUUGAGUCACACAUCUUGUAAAGUGGUGACCCUGAGAGGGUUGUGUGUCUGUGAGAAGAUUGUCUCUGAUGAGGAUAAAGGAGGUCAGAGUAGGUAUGAGAGAAAAUAGGAAUAUCAUUGUGAAGUUUAGGAAAGGACAGGAAGGCGUGCGCAAAUAAGAGACAUGAAGAGAAUGCCAAAACUGACUCAAGAAUAGAGAUAGCUAAGCCUAAGAUCCACAGUUCAGCUACAAGACUUAAAGCGGCAUCCCACUUUUUGCGGCUAGUCUCAGUAUUCCAGUUACAGUCACAACCCACUGACUGUGGCUCAUAGUGAGGCCGAUGUACUGGAAGCACAACAACAGAUACUGUCUGCUGCCGGCCCAGUGGGUGAAGAGGGAUUCAAACAGUUGGCCAGUCUGGCUUUUUGCUCAGUGGAGUGUAUCAUAAUGCUCCAGGGGCCUGUCUGAGUGCACCUAUCUCUGAGAUGUAGGUCUGUAGUUGUCACUGUGGGGUGUUGUGUAUGCACUGUAUGUGUGUGUGUGUGUGAUAGAAAGAGAGAGAUGGAGAGAAUGUGUGUAUGAGAGAGAGAGCUUUUAGAUGCCCACAGGCUGAGCGUGUAGCUCUUAGAGACAACUUGCCAGCAGUUGUCUAAAAUGCUGCUCUUUCGUCUCCAGGCCAUAAACAACCCCAAGAAAGAAUAUGGAGAAUAUUCUUUUCCGGCCAGUACGAUGCUCAGAGCCUGUAUGUGUGCAUUUAUCUGUGAAUAUGUGGGUGCGUGUGUGGUAACUUUUUCACUGAAUGCAGAGGGUAAGACAUUGUUUCAGGGGAAAUGAAUGCCUUGCUGCUUUUGCUAGGGUUGAGAUUGCUGAGUAUGUGUUGACUUGUAUGACAAUGCAGCCCUCUGAUCUAGGCAGUCUGUAUAAGACCAGGAUGAAUCAACCACAGAGAUGACCUGCAGUGCAAAGACCAAUUUAACACAUUUUAUAUUGUAAACUGAAGGAAACUGUAAAGGAUAGGGAGGAUAAAUUUGGAAGUUAGAUACUGGAAGUUAGAUUAACACUGCCCACAACCUCCUUACACUCCGCUUUACUUAUUAGUCCAGUGUGUACUUGUAUCUCUUCAGCCAGCUUUCUCCUGCUGGAACACCUGUGUGACUUAAUGUGGCCUGAAAGCUUCAUCUGGACCAACCUUUUUCCACUGUCUUUGCCCACUGUCUGGGCAAAAACAUCCUCAUGGAGUUAGCACAGAAACCAUCAAAAUAGAUCAGCAGAAUCAUCUGGACCAAGGAAAACACACCUUCUGUGCUGUGCUUCACAACAAAGACCAGAGGACACUUACCUACCCACUUACCUGCACACAAACACACACACACAUACACACAGACACCCACACACACACACACUUGAGCACACAUACACACCUUAUUCUUGGACAAUGACAACUGUAGGUGCUGUCUGUUUAUCCUUCUGUCCCCGUCCACAGUCUGAACACACGACUGUGGUUCUCUGGAACUCAACGGCCACAAAGUGAAUGGACUAUAACCCACUGCCAGGGGUAAAAACACGUAGCCAUGUAAACAAUGUAUCUAAGAAUUUAAGCUGCUUUAAAUGAUGUCUUAAAAUGCCUAAAGCUUCAGCUUUAAAAAUGAGCUUCUGCCAUGUACAGAUUCCUGUGUAGCAGGGAAUCCAAGUGUAUGCUUCUUGAAGUAAUCCAAGAAACUAAACUGAGUAUUGUAGAUGAAGUAUCUAUUAGGUUUUGUAUGCUCCAAACACAAAGGAUGGAGGUAUAUAUACAUAACAAAAAAAAACAGUGGAAAUCAUAAUUUCUGUGGGAACUCUGACUGCUUAUUUUGUCUUUGCAGAUACUGUAGUCUGUAAUUAAUGUUUUUUUUUGUUUUGUUUUUUCCACUCUGUUUUGUUGUUUGCUUACUGAAUGUCAUCUUGGCUCACCUUUGAGCUUCACGCAGUGUAGGAGCUGAGGUAUGACUAACACGCACGUACACACACAUUCUGUGGCCUUGGUCCAAUAAGACCCCCUUUAGUUUUGUAAUUCCUCUACUUAGAUUCCCUCUCUCCUUACUCUUUCUCAGCUGCUUUUUCAAGGUCCAACUGUGUGUGUGUGUG
Molecule: messenger RNA, 6102 nt
Organism: Myripristis murdjan (pinecone soldierfish)
Lineage: Eukaryota; Metazoa; Chordata; Actinopteri; Holocentriformes; Holocentridae
Gene: kcna2b
Product: potassium voltage-gated channel, shaker-related subfamily, member 2b
Exons: 2
Coding region: 223-1722 (499 amino acids)
Biological process (GO): action potential; potassium ion transmembrane transport; protein homooligomerization
Cellular component (GO): membrane; dendrite; axon terminus
Molecular function (GO): delayed rectifier potassium channel activity; protein binding
Source: RefSeq, a predicted model, not a curated record